This is a messenger RNA of Megachile rotundata (alfalfa leafcutting bee), 7638 nucleotides long. RefSeq names its product protein PALS1. Lineage: Eukaryota; Metazoa; Arthropoda; Insecta; Hymenoptera; Megachilidae. Gene Ontology annotation, molecular function: protein binding. The record is from RefSeq and is a predicted model, not a curated record.
CCGCCGCUUCGCGGCGAGGGAUGAAGAUCAGCGCACUACGAGCGAUGUCAGGGCUGCUGCCGCCGUCGGUUAACACGCACAGGUUCACACCCAUCCUCGCUGAUACCUUCUGAAAACUCUGUACGACAUCGCGCGAAACGAAGAGGAUCAGUUUCGAACGACGAAAUUGGUCGUUGUCGAGUUACGGUAGUGAAUAAUCGAUGCGAUCGAAGCGUGUUUCGGUAUCGGUGAAAACGAUUGUAAUCGAAGAAUAGAGAAAAAGUGUUCUAACGUGCAUCGGAACAGAGAGAGAGAGAGAGAGAGAGAGAGAAAGAGAGAGAGAGAGAGAGAGAUAGAGGGAGGGAGUACACAUAGUAGGGUGGCUGGAUUGCGCGAGAUCCGAUAGCAGGAUCGAAGGUAAAGGAAAGAGACACAAAGAAGAAUAAGAGAGGAGAGAGGUUAAGCGUGUACAUAAUUCGGAUAAACUCGACAGGAACAUUUAGCGCGAAAGUAGUAGUGGAGACGUGUGUGUGUUAAUCGUUCGAGCGAGAAAAUUCAUGUUUGGUCCUGCGUGCGAUCGGGAUGUCGUAAGUGUCCUUCCUGGAGGGUGGGUGGAAGGGAGUGUGCAAGGGUGGGAGGGAAAGAAGAUAAUUCGGAGAGGAGUGCAUAUAUGGGUUUCGACGUUGAAAGAGAGCGUGUUUCACUUAGUGUGCGUAUCAUCGAAGUAAGCGAUGAGGCUAGCCGUCGAGGAGAAUUCGUUGGUCUCGUCGAAUCGAGACUCGUUGCACGGAUGCCACUUGCAAAGACCCAUGCGCUCAAGGAUGCAAGCAAUCAGGAUGAGCAAACCGAGCGAGGAGUCGCAUUCGGUGGAAGCUGUAAUCGAUAAGCUUGGACUCGAGAGAUUCUGAACUCUGUGAUCAUUUGUGGAAGGCGACAUUGUUAGUUGAGGAUGUAGGGGGGCCCACGCUCGGGGCCCCAGUGAGGGUUUCCUCCGGACUCUUGUCACGCUCGCGUUCAAACAACUAAAGAGAGGCGUGUAUCGAGAUACUUUGCAAGAUCUUCUUGCAACCGUCGCGUCGAAUCGAAUUCCAGUCGAUUACCUGUAAUCGAAGCGAAGCGAGGCGUUUCAAGAUCGUUUCUCUUCAACCGGACCGGAAAUAAAACAGGCUGAAUCUUUUUAUCGAAAGGAACGAUCAGCAGCCGAUCGAAUAUUUUGAAAGAAUAUCUCGUCGAUAGUCUUCUCGUCGUUCGUAGUCGUUAUAUCGGUGUACGUUGACGCAACAGCCUUAGUAAUCGUUAGUGAAGUUUGAAAUUGCCGCGCGACUCGACGAAUCAACCGAUCGAAAACUGUGUUCGAAGUCAUCGAGGAUGUGUUCGCGUUUACGGAAAACGUAGGUGUUGCUAGCGGAAAUAUAGGUCGCCAAGUCGAUAGUAGCAUGGAACGCGAGGAUGCAAGAGGAGCAGCAAAAAGAAUGGAACGCGAUAACGACGUUAAUAACGGCCGAUCGUUUUUUCGGUGAUGAUGGGGCGUCUUCGCGUGUCGUCAAGUUUAAUCGUGCACGUCGCGUCAAGAUUCGGCCGAGGUGUCGUUCUCUCCUUGUAAUCGAGUAGACCAGCGUCUAUCAUAGAAGCCAGCGAAAAUGGUCGAUUUAGGGGGAUACAUUAUCAUACUGAUCAACCACAAUGACAAGAUCAAACUGUACGGUUCACCGGCCGACAACGCGGACACGUUGGAAGUGGCCGAUGAAAUUUUACAAGUCAAUGGUAGUACGUUGGAAAAUGCCAGCCAAUCCGAAGUCAUUCAAUACAUAUAUCAGUGCAUCGAAUCGCGAACGAUAUGUCUGCGAGUACGAAGGAGAAGCGGAAACAAGAUGGUAGAACUGGACGGUUUCAACGCUGGUCGGGUGCGAGAAGCUUGGGUCAUCGCCGUCGAAAGACGAGCAAAAGAAAGGCUGCAGAGACUGGCAUCCCACUGGAGGAUUCAACCGCGCGAUAUUCAAGCGAUUUUGCACCAGCAGAUCAACGAGGCGGUCGCGUCCACGAGCGGGGACAGCGCGGGCAAAAAUGUGACAGGCAACCAAAUAACCGUGACGCUCGCCGACAAAGAACCAAGCUCGAACUCGUUCAGCACGAAGCUGAGCAACGGCACGAUACCAAAGGGCUUAGGAAAGGACUCGAAGGACACCAAAGAAGGAAAAGAGGCGGCGGAGAAACAGCAGAGCUGUCCCGAGGAGACGAACCUUUUGAUACCGGUGCAAAGCGGAAGAACCGGGGAACGACGCGCCAGCAGUCCCUUCCAAAAUGGCCAGACAGAAGUUCUGAUCGGAGAACCGGAGGGCGGCCCAAGGUCGCCGCGAGGAUCCACCUCUUCGGCGGUGAACGACGCCAAUUUCCUCAACACACCGGAUGAGCGCGACGAUCAGAAGCCCAUUUGCAGGUCCCGAAGGCGUAGCGGCGUGACGGACAUACACUCGCAGCAGCAACAGCAACACCAGCAACAACAACAACAACAACAGCAGCAGCAGCAGCAGCAGCAACAGCAGCAGCUGCAGGAGAACAACAACAGCAGCUCGCGGGACGGGAAGAAAUCUGCGGAGGGGCUGGUUCCCGAUGAGAUGUGGGCCCCUGGCGGGAUAGGGCCUCACCGGGAGCUACCAGUCGAUGUGCCCGACACCCUUCUGCAGAAGGCCUAUCCCAACAAGGCCGGUCUGAACGGAGUGAAACCUGCCAUCCCUCCGAGAGAUCAAAAACGGGCACCUGCCAGACCACCGAAAGAUAAUCUACGUUUGUCCGCCACGCAGAACAACAAUGUGGAGUCCACCGAUAACGCGAAUGCCGAGCCCACGCAGCAGCAACUGCAUUCCAUCAGGAAAUAUCAGGAGCAGUUGCGGAAACGGAAGGACGAAGAGGAGAGACAAGAGAUACUCAAUCGAUCGCUUCGCGGAUCUAGAAAGUUGCAGGCAUUGGAAAGUCACGCGACGAGUCUUUCUGGCCAAGAGAAUCCUGCUUACGCUCAAGACGAGGUGACCACCGUUGCCCGUUCGAGCCAUGUCGCUGCGAACGCGACGCAAGAAGUCGAGGAGCCUCCCAGACCCCUCACGUACGGAGAGGUCGUCGCUACGUUGGAGAGGCUACAGCUUCAGUUACGCAGCAUUUCCGGUGCCCUAGGCAUCUCUGGUCCAGGAGUAGAGGCCGAAUUGGAAGCGGUGCGGACGCUUCUGGUGCAGAGUCGGUUCGCGUCCGCUCUAGCGACCCACCAUGUUCUCAAGAACCGACUGAAAUCCAACAAGGUUCUGAAACAUCACGCCGAGGACGCGUCCAGCUUGGCUCGAGACGUCGUCGAUAUUCUGGAGAAAUGGCAAUCGUCCUCGACGACGACGACGAGCGUCGGCGGAGCGGAAACGAUCGCCGCCGUAGAAGAGCUGACUGGAAUGUUGACGAGCUACGACAUGGAAGCUCUCCUUCUCUCCCACGACUCCAUCGUCUCGUGCGUGGACGGAUUGCAGAGAAAGCAGAGUCCUUCCUCCUCGUCGCCCAGCGGUCCUCCCAGUCCGAAUUCCAACUGGAGAGGCUCGCGAGGCGUCGACAACAUCAAGAUCAUCCGAAUCGAGAAAACUAACGAACCUUUGGGUGCUACGGUCAGAAACGAGGGAGAUGCUGUUAUCAUAGGCCGCGUGGUUCGUGGAGGUGCAGCGGACAAGUCUGGACUACUGCACGAAGGGGACGAGGUUCUCGAAGUGAACGGUGUGGAAAUGCGCGGCAAAAGCGUGAACGAAGUAUGCGACAUUCUGGCUGGCAUGCAAGGUAGUCUGACGUUCCUCGUGCUUCCGGCUCCCACCAGUCACAGAAACAAUUUGUCGAACAGAAGGGAGGACACCAAUCAGAUACAACAUAUACGAGCUCAUUUCGAUUACGAUCCGGAGGAAGAUCCUUAUAUCCCUUGUCGAGAGUUGGGUGUCAGCUUUCAAAAGGGCGACGUGUUGCACGUGAUCUCUCAGGAGGACCCUAACUGGUGGCAGGCGUACAGAGAGGGAGAAGAGGAUCAGACGCUGGCUGGCUUAAUACCCAGCAAAGCUUUCCAGCAUCAACGAGAAUCCAUGAAACAAACCAUCGCCGGUGACAAAUCGACGGUACGCGGUUCGAAAAAGUCCAGUACGUUGCUGUGCGCCAGAAAGAAUCCAAAGAAGAAAAAACGAAACAAAUUCGGGGCAAACUACAACGACGACGGCUAUCCGCAUUACGCGACAACUGCCAUCGAUGUCCGAAUCGAGAAAACUAACGAACCUUUGGGUGCUACGGUCAGAAACGAGGGAGAUGCUGUUAUCAUAGGCCGCGUGGUUCGUGGAGGUGCAGCGGACAAGUCUGGACUACUGCACGAAGGGGACGAGGUUCUCGAAGUGAACGGUGUGGAAAUGCGCGGCAAAAGCGUGAACGAAGUAUGCGACAUUCUGGCUGGCAUGCAAGGUAGUCUGACGUUCCUCGUGCUUCCGGCUCCCACCAGUCACAGAAACAAUUUGUCGAACAGAAGGGAGGACACCAAUCAGAUACAACAUAUACGAGCUCAUUUCGAUUACGAUCCGGAGGAAGAUCCUUAUAUCCCUUGUCGAGAGUUGGGUGUCAGCUUUCAAAAGGGCGACGUGUUGCACGUGAUCUCUCAGGAGGACCCUAACUGGUGGCAGGCGUACAGAGAGGGAGAAGAGGAUCAGACGCUGGCUGGCUUAAUACCCAGCAAAGCUUUCCAGCAUCAACGAGAAUCCAUGAAACAAACCAUCGCCGGUGACAAAUCGACGGUACGCGGUUCGAAAAAGUCCAGUACGUUGCUGUGCGCCAGAAAGAAUCCAAAGAAGAAAAAACGAAACAAAUUCGGGGCAAACUACAACGACGACGGCUAUCCGCAUUACGCGACAACUGCCAUCGAUGAUUACGACAGCGAGGAGGUGCUAACGUACGAGGAAGUAGCGCUUUACUAUCCCAGGGCAAAUCAUAAGAGACCGAUCGUGCUGAUAGGGCCACCGAAUAUCGGACGACACGAAUUGAGACAACGACUGAUGCAGGACAGCGAACGUUUUGCGGCAGCCAUUCCUCACACCAGUCGUCCCAGGAAGGAUUCCGAAGUGGACGGCCAAGACUACCACUUCAUCUCCCGUUCUCAAUUCGAGUCGGACAUUCUGUGUCGAAAGUUCGUCGAGCACGGCGAAUACGAGAAGGCGUAUUACGGCACAUCGGUGGAGGCUAUCCGAUCCGUCGUCAACUCCGGCAAAAUCUGUGUUCUUAAUCUCCAUCCGCAGAGCCUGAAGAUCCUGCGUAACUCGGACUUGAAGCCUUACGUAGUGUUCGUCGCGCCACCGAGCUUGGAGAAACUUCGACAAAAGAGGAUCAAGAACAACGAAAGUUACAAGGAGGAAGAAUUGAAGGACAUAAUAGAGAAAGCGCGAGAAAUGGAGGACAAGUACGGUCACCUGUUCGACAUGAUCAUCAUAAACACCGACACGGACCGAGCUUACAAUCAGUUGUUAACGGAGAUCAAUUCGUUGGAGAGGGAACCCCAGUGGGUCCCCGCGUCUUGGAUACAAUAAAACCUUUCGACGCGACAGCCUUUCGAACCAUCGAAUCAGAUUUUCGCUGGAACUCGCGACGAAGGCCAGUAGUAUUCGCGACUCGAGAGAGGCGACUCGAAAGUCUGACUGGAAGAAAUUGUCGAAAGGACAGGUUUUUCUACCGGUGCCUGCUGUGUUAUACACGAUAUUACGUUUCGUAGAGUCGCCAGGCUGCCGUACUCCAAGUACCGGUGCUUCGGUGCAGUCUUCCGUGUCGUAUUUGGUGCCAUUGGAUGCUCGAGGAUCGUUCGUUCCUCGAGUUCGAGCUUCGCAUAGCGUCGCGUGGAAACAGAUACGCGAGAUAAAUAACCUCGUCUCUGGAGUCGAAUAAAUCCCAAAGAAAAUCCUUUGGUUGUCGAUGCACGACGCACGUCUCUCGAGGAUUUCACUCUGCACAAUUUGUGUUCGCGAGAGAUACGGUAUUGCCUUUCUAAACGGCUACGUUUCUACCUUUCCUCGUAGAAGAAACGGCGUUUUCGCUCGUACAAAAGUAACAUUCACGGUUAACUGUUCGCGGUCCAACUUAUCGUAAUAUCGGUUUCCAUCGUUCUCUCUUAUUUGAAAAACUACGCUUCUGCUGAAAUAAACUCGGCCAUUUAAACGGGCAAUAUCGCAAUCUCGAAGAAAAUAUGUCGCUACGGUUCCACGUAAGAUACUAACGUUUCCCAAAGAUGUGAAUCUUGAAAAAGAUCGCCCCCUCGUUCUUUCAGGAAAUCGUCGCAUUUUUCUAACGCGCGGAACCCGAAAGAAUCCUGUUACGCGCUCGUGCGCGCGCGCGCGCUUACGGAAAGAACGCGUUCGCGGCCGCUUUUUUGUCGCGUAACAUUCAGUAGUUUCGAAGAAGUCUUACGUAAAGGAACGUCACGCUGUACUUUAGCCCGGAAAUCUCGCGAAUCGUUCGCGAUCAACGUCUCUUGGUACUUAUAAUUCGUGUGAACUAGUAAACUCGAAGAUGGCGGAACACUCGUAAACGUUUCAUCGUUCGCCCUAGGCACUCUCUCGUGUUUGUUUAGAGAUGAAGAAAUCAUACCUUCUGCCCCUCCCUACCCCCGUAGAUCCUCGUUAAAUGAUCGAUAGACUUAGGCUCGUGUGUGAACCAGCGUAAACAGAUGUUUGAGAAACUUUGGAUUAAAACGAAAAAAAGAAAAAAGAAAAAAAAACAUAACAAAGACGACGAAGAAGAAGCGGAGGAAGAAGGAGAAAAAGGAAAAGAAGUUCUACGGUAUUUAUUACGUUGCUUUCUUCGAUACAUAAAAGUUUCUUUCGUUCUUUUUUUUUCUUUCUCGUCUGAUGUCGCGGUUUGCGUCGGUCACGUAUUAUUCACGAACCAUUUGCAUCUUCUUUAGGCGACUAGCAAUAACGAAGGAUGUAAAAAUCGUGGCCCCAGGGGAAGAAAGUAAUAAUCGUACGAUGAUCGAUCGGUUUCGGUUGCGCGAGCAAAUAAUUUGCCAGGGUAGUUUAACCCUUUCGCUGCGGACCACGUACACGGGGUGUCAGACUGAAAAUUCAUUUCGAUCGAAGAAACGAAGAAAAGGUCCUGUAUCGUUUUGUAAUUAAAGGUUCUCGUUGACGAGAUACACGGGAUGAGAAAUUUGCUGCUGCUUAAUUUUACCGGGGUAACAUGUUCAGCGCGUAGCCCGUUAAACGACUAAUGUCGCGGCGAAAGGGUCCGUUUCGGUGCCAGAAGAAUAGGAGAAAGAAAAGCGAGAAAACGAUAUCGUUUUUACAGUCUGUCCGUUUGACUUCAGGUAGGAAAUCGCGCACGAUGUAUUGUCGGAAGUAUUGUGCCAAGUAACGGAUCGCGCGUUCAACGGACACGUAAAACCUGCGAUGUGCCAAACUAUCGUCUGGAUAUUCCCAGACGGUUCCCGUCCAGGGAAAAGUUGAAGUUUCCGAAAGAACCAGCGAAAUAGAGAAAGGAUGAGAGAGAGAAAGAGAGCGAAACAGAAUGGGAAACACGCUCAACGGCACCUUCGUAUCUGUCAUUAUAUUGAUUCUGUAAAUAUUUGUGCACUUGUAUAGAAAAAAGAGAUGAUGAAUAAGAAGUUUAUCGUUAUUAUUA